AAUAACGAAUCCCCUAAAUAGAAACCCAAGAUAUAGAUGUGAAAGAUUCAGUUUGUCGCGGGAUAGCUUGAAAUAAACAACAUGCAAAAUUGUACUAUUUUAUUUCAAUGUGGUCGUUUAUCUAAGUUAUUUACUAUUUCAUUUUGUUUCUAGUUUGUUAAGAGACUUGAUUUACGUCAUUAAGUAACUAGCUACUAGUAGCGUUUGGUUUCUCAAGCUGGCUGAAUACGAUAUUAUGGCUCGACCAACAAGAGCCAAGAAACAAUUGAAUUACUCAGACUUGAUGGAGCUUUAUGAUGAUGAGGAUUUUGCCUGUAUGAAAGGGCCUUCCAGCAAGAAAGCUCUGGUCCUUGUCAAAGAACCACAGAGAGACAAGAGUCUGCAUCAGUCAAGCAAAUCUUUCGGUCAGGAUUCAAAGAACACAUUGUCUUUAGACGACAAAGAGAAUGAAGUGGAUUCACAAGCAUCCUGUUCUCUCUCUGUGCUCCAAAGAGCUGUGGUUGUAGAGAAGGCACCCAGUAGAAUAAACCUUCAUGAGGGCACAAGUGAGAGGGGAUCCAAUGUCAACCCCUCCAGCCAGAGACGGGCAGCUGUCAAAGCUAAAGAUCAACAGAGAUCCAUACUGACAGUGGAGAGGAUCAGCCAGGUUGAGAGUGGGCGGAAGGAUAAGGAUUACCAGCAUACCUGCAUACCACAGAGUUGUAGUCCGACUCCAGCCACAUCAAAGCCUGUGUCAACUCAGAGGAAGCUCGCUGACACUCCCACUUUACCUGUUAGACCAUCCCCUAUCACCCCAGUAGGUGGCAGGCUACUAAAGUGGAAUCCACCAGAGUGGAAUAAGUCCCAGCUCAACCCCGAAUUCCACCACAAAGUCUACAGGACAAGGCUUGCGACUGGGAUUGUCCCGCUUAGCAAGGGUCAAACCUCUGCACCCCACUGCUAGUGGUAAUUGACUCUUGCUCUAUUAAACAGAGAUAAGUCAGAAUCUUUUUUCUUUGGUGUACUGUGUGUUUAGCCUGUUACUCUUGUGUUGCAUUGCUAAUGUUGGAAUUCUGUAAUAAUUUUUGUUUAAAUGUUGUAUCUAGUGAUUGCUAUUCAUCAAAAUGUUUAUUUUUUAAACUUUUGUUUCUUACCAUGCCUGCAAUUGUCCAGUAUUUUUUGUAAUAUUAACAAGUGCUUGAUACUUUGCAUACAGGUGUAAUCUUUUUGGUGGUACGGUAUUUACUCUGGUUCUAACUCAGAUUUCACAAAUGUCCAUCAUGGUUAUUUCCAUUCUCAGACUAUAGAAGUUUGCUUGAUCCAGCUAUCCCCCUGCUGGAACAUUCAUUUAAUGUUUCCCAUUGAAGGAAACACUGAGGAAUAAAGAAAGGGAUAUUUCAAAAUAUUCUGGAACUGUGAACAUCCAUAUUUUCAUGUGAAUAUUCUAGAAUCUGCAUAAAGAAAAUGUACCCACCAGUGGUACAGUAUGUUUCUACCAAAUGGACUUGAUGUGGAUAAAAAAACAUGUGUGAUGACAGAUUUUUUUCCCUCAGUCUACACUCAAUAUCCCAUAAUGACAAAGCAAAAACGGGUUUUAUAUUUUUUUGCAAAUGUAUUGAAUAAAAAAUGGAAAUAUCACAUUUACAUAAGUAUUCAGACUCUUUACUCUGUACUUUGUUGAAGCACCUUUGGAAACGAUUACAGCCUCGAGUCUUCUUGGGUAUGACUCUACAAGCUUGGCACACCAGCUCUGGAGCAGAUUUCUCAUCAAGUAUCUCUCUGUACUUUGCUCCGUUAAUCUUUCCCUCAAUCCUGACUAGUCUCCCAGUCCCUGCGGCAUCCCCACAGCAUGAUGCUGCCACCACCAUUCUUCACCGUAGGGAUGGUGCCAGGUAUCCUCCAGAUGUGACGCUUGGCAUUCAGGCCAAAGAGUUCAACCUUGGUUUCAUCAGACCAGAGAAUCUUGUUUCUCAUGGUCUGAGAGUCCUUUAGGUGCCUCUUGGCAAACUCCAAGUGGGCUGUCAUGUGCCUUUUACUGAGAAGUGGCUUCCGUCUGGCCACUCUACCAUAAUGGCCUGAUUGGUGGAGUGCUGCAGAGAUGGUUGUCCUUCUGGAAGGUUCUCCAAUCUCCACAGCGUGACCAUCGGGUUCUUGGUCACCUCCCUGACCAAGGCCCUUCUUCCACGAUUGCUCGGUUUGGCCUGGCGGCCAGCUCUAGGUUGGUGGUUCCAAACUUCUUCCAUUUAAUGAUGGAGACCACUCUUCUUGAAGACCUUCAAUGCUGCAGAAAUGUUUUGGUACCCUUACCCAGAUCUGUGCCUCGACACAAUCCUGUCUCGGAGCUCUACGGAUAAUUCCUUCAACCCCAUGGCUUGGUUUUUGCUCUAACGAGCAUUGUCAACUGUGGGACAUUAUAUAGACAGGUGUGUGCGCCUUUCCAAAUCAUGUCCAAUCAAUUUAAUUUAACAUAGGUGGACUCAACAUCUUAAGGAUGAUCAAUGGAAACAGGAUGUACCUGAACUCAAUUUCAAGUCUCAUAGCAAAGGGUCUGAAUACUCAUGAAAAUAAGAUAUUUCUGGUUUAAUGUUUUUUAUGAAUUCGCAAUAAAAUAUCUAAAAACCUGUUUUCACUUUGUCAUUAUGAGGGGGAAAAAAUCGAUUUGAGAAUAUGUCUGUAAUGUAACAAAAUGCGGAAAAAGUCAAGGGGUCUGAAUACUUUCCGAAUGCACUGUAAUGUUUGUUAUAUCAAUAUUUGCGCAUAAAG
This is a messenger RNA of Salvelinus fontinalis (brook trout), 2742 nucleotides long. Its product is annotated as RAD51-associated protein 1-like. The record is from RefSeq and is a predicted model, not a curated record. The transcript has 7 exons. The coding region runs from base 236 to 943 and encodes 235 amino acids. NCBI's taxonomy places the organism in Eukaryota, Metazoa, Chordata, Actinopteri, Salmoniformes, Salmonidae.